This is a messenger RNA of Microdochium trichocladiopsis, 1029 nucleotides long. RefSeq lists its product as uncharacterized. Lineage: Eukaryota; Fungi; Ascomycota; Sordariomycetes; Xylariales; Microdochiaceae. The record is from RefSeq and is a predicted model, not a curated record. The coding region runs from base 1 to 1029 and encodes 342 amino acids. The transcript is spliced from 2 exons.
AUGGCGUCCAAAACAAUGCAAAACCUCGGGCCUCUGACAUCCAUAUGGACGCCGCCAGUGGCAUGCUACAACACGGUGCUCGCGUGCCUCUCGUUGCCCUGCAGCAGUGGCUACCCGGCCCAGACGUGCGAGUCCACGGCCGCGAGCAGCCUUCUCUGGGUCCACUGGGCGGUCGACUGCUUCCCGCCGUACCCCUCCACAUUUGAUCUCUGGGGGUAUUACUCGCCCGGCGUGUUCUGCCCGGAUGGUUUCACGAUCGCGGCGACGCAGGUCGGGGAUGGGAUCGGUGUUGCGGCGUCUGGGGCGUUGCCGCUUGAUCCCACCCAGACGGGGGCUGUGUGCUGUCCCACAGUGUACUCGUACGACUACAUCAACAACGGCGACCAGCGCUGCGUCCGAAAACUGACGGGCAGGACGGCCUUCGCGGCGCAAAUCUGCGGUGUCACCAUCCAGAACGUCCAGAUGAAUCUGCCCACAACAUACCACCCGACGACGGCCAACGGCGUCGGACCCGUCGUCACGGUCACCACGAAUGACUUUUUUUGGCCCGCCGUCCGCAUCGUCUGGCAGGAGAGCGACCUGAGUCUCAUCGACGACGCGGCGGCCUCGGGUAUGACGGCUAGUCCGUCAGCUGCGGUUUCGGCUAUCGCUUCUCCGACGGCCAACGGCGUCGGACCCGUCGUCACGGUCAGCCCGAAUCCCAAGAGCGGUGGGCUCUCGCCAGGAGCGAUAGCGGGGAUAGUGGCUGGCAUUGUGGUGGCCUUGGCCCUGCUCGUUCUGGCUGUAUGGCUGAUUCUGCGGCAUCGUCGGCGAGCACAACGAGAAAGACACAGCACUGACGGCAUCAUCAGUCACUCGAAUGUGACGGGUCUGCGCAGCGAACAACUGUACCCAGACUACCAACAUCCACAGCAGCAGCAGCAAUACUACGCUGCUCCCGGAUUUGCACCCGAGGCCGAGCUGUCAGGGGAAGGCAGGGUGAGGUAUGAGCUCCCUGCAUGGUCAGAUCCGGCCAACAUAGGCCGAUAG